Molecule: messenger RNA, 969 nt
Organism: Heteronotia binoei (common prickly gecko)
Lineage: Eukaryota; Metazoa; Chordata; Lepidosauria; Squamata; Gekkonidae
Product: olfactory receptor 6F1-like
Exons: 1
Coding region: 1-969 (322 amino acids)
Biological process (GO): G protein-coupled receptor signaling pathway
Cellular component (GO): membrane
Molecular function (GO): G protein-coupled receptor activity; olfactory receptor activity
Source: RefSeq, a predicted model, not a curated record
AUGGAGCAUAUGGAGACAGAUAACAAGACAGUAAUAACUACAUUUAUUCUUCUGGGAUUUGAGAAUGCCCCUGCACUUCAGAUUCCUCUCUUCCUGGUUUUCCUAAUAAUUUACAGUAUGACCGUGGCUGGAAAUAUUAUCAUCAUUGUGUUAGUAAUCACAGAUCAUCACCUUCACAUCCCCAUGUACUUCUUCCUUGGAAAUUUGUCCUGUUUGGAGACCUUCUACACUUCAACCCUUCUUCCCAGGCUUUUGACAAGUUUCCUGACAGGGGACAGAACCAUUUCUGUUGAGGGCUGCUAUAUCCAGCUUUACUGGUUUGGUACACUUGUGAUUGCUGAAUGCUACCUACUGGCAUCAAUGUCAUAUGAUCGUUAUUUGGCAAUAUGCAAGCCCCUCCAAUAUGCAACUCUCAUGAACAGAAGAAUCUGCCUUCUGUUGUCAGCUGUUUCUUGGCUUUGUGGGAUAACAAUUAUGACUAUAAUAAUGAGUUUGAUGUCACAGCUGAAAUUCUGUGGCCCUCGUGAAAUUGAUCAUUUAUUUUGUGAUUCAACACCAGUGAUUAAUUUAUCAUGCAGUAAAACAACUGUGGUGACACUAAUGAUACUCACAGUAUCUUUCAUAGAUACUGUUCCUUCUUGUCUCAUGACCCUGCUGUCUUAUAUUUGUAUAAUUGCUGCCAUCAUACGAAUCCCUUCUUCAGAUGGAAGAAAAAGAGCCUUUUCUACUUGUUCUUCCCACCUCAUUGUAGUUUCCAUAUUUUAUGGGUCAUUGAUAUUUGUGUAUGCACUACCAAAAAAAGAAGCUCUGAGAGAACUCGACAAGAUCUUCUCAGUCUUCUACACAGUCUUAACCCCCCUGAUUAAUCCACUUGUCUAUACUCUAAGAAAUAAAGAAGUAAAAAAAGCUUUAGGGAGGUCUAUAAAUAAGUUUGAGAUUUCUAAGUGGUUUGUUAGAGAUGGAGAAUAA